AUAAAGUAAUAAUAAUUACGAUUGAUAUGUUAACGCUAUAAAUUUAAGAUUAGCAUUUUAAAUAUAACGGUGUUAAAAUUUGCUGUUUAUUAAUUAGAAAUGACGAGUCCAAAUAUAUCUUUGUUGAUAUGGUGUGAUGGCCGUAUUGUGAGUUCUCCGUGUGGAAUAGAAUACCACGGGGGUCGUCCGGUUAAUAUGGCGCUUAGCGAGAGAAUGAGUUUCGAGGAAUUACAAAAUAUUUGUAGAAGAGCAGUUUCUACCGACGGGGAAGUAGAAAUUUCAAAAAUCUACUUCCGGCUUCCAAGAAUAGUUGAGGGUGCGAUACGGUCGUACUCGUUGUUUUCUGUGGAGAAUAACGAGCAUGUGUUUGGAAUUCUGAACGAGGUCGUGCGGUAUCCGCAACUCGAGAUUUUGGAAUUGUACGUGGAAUACGAGGCCGUGGUUCGCAACAAGACUUUACUAGAUCAGUUGGUCUUAGGUGAUUCAAGCGGGUCUGAGAGGGGUAGUGGUGAAGAGGAAGAAGAGGAAGAAGAGGAUUUCUACGACAGUAACGAAGAGGAUGUCGAGGAAGACUUAGGAGCAGAUUCACAAUAUGAGUCGCAACUUCCUGAGCAUGUAAGAACGGCGGAUCUUUGCGACUUUGACGUCGCCCCGGAGGAUGAUGAAAAGAUUAUGUGGGAUCCUGGGAUGGAAUUCCGAGUAGGGAUGGUAUUCCCAAAUCGCGAUGCCGUCCGAGCUUGUGCGACUACUUAUUCGGUCGGGGUGGGAAGAGAGUUCAAGGGUCGCCGGACUACCAACUCGACAAUAGUGUUGGCUUGCAGGCAGAACCCUGUAUGUAAAUGGUGGCUGCGCGCUACACUUAUGCAAGCAACUCAGACGUGGACGUUGACAAAAUAUAUUGGCCCGCACACGUGCAAUCAGCUGUUACCUGAUCCAAACCAUCGGAAUUUUGGGUCUGUUGCAAUCGCAGACUAUAUCAAGGGUCAAGUAAAGCUGCAACGUGAUAUACGGAUCGAUACCCUCAGAGCUGGAAUUUGGCAACAAGUUGGAGUUAGGCCUCCGUAUAAACGAACCUGGAAUGCAAAGGAAAAGGCAAUAGCUGAUGUUUACGGUGGCUGGUAUGAAUCAUUUGGUAUGGUUCACAAGUUCAUGAACGAGAUGAUGCAUGUCAACCCUGGAUCUUUCUGGGAUGCAGAAGGCGCUGAGGUGUACACCGACGGGAUCCUUCAGCCGAAAGUCGUAACGUUCAUCCGAAUGUUCUGGACUUUCAAACCGACAAUUGAAGGGUUUCGUUUUUGCAAGCCAGUUUUGUUCGUCGACGGUACUCAUUUGUAUGGCAAAUACAAAAUGACCUUGUUGAUCGCGUCGGCAAUCGAUGGGAACAGUCACAUCAUGCCACUGGCAUUUGCACUUGUUGAAUCUGAAAGUACUGCCAGUUAUGAGUACUUUUUUGAACAUUUGCGUGAGCACGUGAUUUGCGAAAGGAAGGUGGCCAUUAUAUCUGAUCGGCACGCUGGAAUAUUGUCGGUUCUGAAGCGUCCUGAAUGGGCCGGUGUCGCAGUUCUCAAUUAG
Molecule: messenger RNA, 1572 nt
Organism: Mercurialis annua (annual mercury)
Lineage: Eukaryota; Viridiplantae; Streptophyta; Magnoliopsida; Malpighiales; Euphorbiaceae
Exons: 2
Coding region: 100-1572 (490 amino acids)
Source: RefSeq, a predicted model, not a curated record